Molecule: messenger RNA, 1855 nt
Organism: Neomonachus schauinslandi (Hawaiian monk seal)
Lineage: Eukaryota; Metazoa; Chordata; Mammalia; Carnivora; Phocidae
Product: ankyrin repeat domain-containing protein 26-like
Source: RefSeq, a predicted model, not a curated record
UUAAAGUAGUGAUCCUGGUUUGCAUAUGAAGGGAGUAAGGAAAGAUGAAAAUGAAAAAUGGACAUCAAAAGUAUCUGUGAUUACACCAGGGCUUGAGAAGGCUGAUUCCCUACCUUCUCGUCCAGUACAAGUGAAUGAUGACAGCACUUCAAGUGAAAUGGAUCAGGAUGAAGUAAGACCUGCAAAGAAAUCAUCUCAUGAAAAGAAAGAGGUCAAAAAGCAAAUUAAUUUUAUGGAUGACCUUGACUUAACUGAGUCAUCUGGAACAGCUUCAGAGGAUUCCAAGUUGCCUUGCUCUAAUUAUAUGAGUUGCAAGUCGCUAAUUGUACAAGUUGGCCAGGAUCGUAAAGAUUCUACUACUUUACUAAAAAUCCAGGAUGUGAUUCUUUCAUAUUAAAAAUUAGUAGAACUUAAAAAAAAUCAGUGUAAACAACUUAAAAGAAAAAAUAAAGAAAUGAAAAAUAAGGUUAAUGGACUACAAAAGGAGCUAUCAGAAACAAAAGAGUUGAAAUUGCAGUUGGAGCAUCAAAAAGUGAAAUGGCAACAAGAACUUAGCGAUUUGAGAUUUACCUUCAAACAAGAAGAAGAAAAAAGAAGAAAUGCUGAUAAAUUAUAUGAAAAAAUGAGGGAGCAAUUCAGAGAAAAAGAAGAGCAGUAUAAUAAAGAAGUUGAAAUGAAACAACAAUUUGAACAUACUCUUGCAACAGUAGGUGUGGAAUUGAGGACUGUAAGAAAUAAUUUGGAUCAGGUUGUAGAGGAGCGAAAUGACGCUAAGUUACAACUUUCUCGAGAACAGAAUGCCAGAGUAUUACAAGAUGGAAUUCUAAAGAAUCACCUUUGCAAACAAAAGGAGAUAGAAAUGUCUAAUAGUCAUAAAGAAGAAAAAGAUCUGUUGCCUAAAACCCACAUGUGGCAGGAUGAAAUUGCCAUGCUAAGACUGGAAAUAGACACAAUAAACAGUAAGAACCAGGAAAUGGAAAAGAAAUAUUGUGAAGACAUUGAAAUUAUAAAAGAAAAUGUCAGUCUUCUAAAGGCCAUAAAACUGAAUGAGGAAACAUUAACAAAAACAAUAUUAGAAUAUAGUGGACAGAUUAAUGCCCUGACCACUGAGAAUACAAUGCUAAAAUCUAAACUGGAGAAUGAAAAGCAAAACAAAGAAAGACUGGACACACAAGUUGAAUCAUAUCGAGCUAGACUAGACUCUAUAGAGGAUUAUGAUCAAAGUCAGGCGUCAAAAAGAGACCUAGAACUUGCUUUCCGGAGAGCAAAAGAUGAAUGGUUUUGUCUGCAGGACAAACUGAAUUUUGAUGUGUCUAACCUAAAAGAAAAUAAUGAGCUUCUUUCUCAAAACCUUUCUAAAGCUGAAAGUGAAUUCAAUACUUUGGAAAUUGAGCUCCAUCACACAAGAGAUGCUCUCAGGGAAAAGACUUUGGUUUUAGAAUGUGUACAGAGAGACCUAAGUCAAACACAGUGUCAGAAAAAGGAAAGGGAACACAUGUAUCAAAAUGAACAAGAUCAAGUGAAUAAAUACAUUGGAAAGCAGGAAUCCUUAGUGGAGAGAUUAUCUCAACUACAAAGUGAAAAUAUGUUGCUUCAACAGCAUCUAGAUGAUGCUCACAUCAAAGCUGCCAGUAAAGAAAAUGUAGUAAUUAAUAUCCAAGACCAGUUUCAGGAUAUCGUAAAAAAACUUCAAGCUGAAAGUGAAAAACACGGUCUUUUGCUGGAAGCAAGCAAUAGAGAGUUAAUCAAUGAAUGCAAUCUUUUAAAAGGAAGAAUGUAUCAGUAUGAAAAGGAGAAAGUAGAAAGAGAAGUUAGUAUCCAGACAGAUAAAUAUUUUUCAAGCACUUUUCAUUAA